AUGUUUCUUAUAAACGAGACAUCAACCGCGGGGAUCACGAAGGACUACAACACGAGGCUCGAAGGACAAAGCGCGCGCGCGUGCCCGUCCUCGCUGCUCCACCCCGUCCUCUCCCCUUCACCGUAUAUGCGGAUCAUACAAGCAGUCAAGAGAAACCCCCAGCCUACGACGGAUAUUUCACCGGAGUGCUGGGGCGAGGGAAACGAGUCACGAGUCGGGGAACAGAGAAAUCCGCGACCGUCUGCACUUCGCGGAUUCGGUUCUACAACCCGCAAUUAG
This is a messenger RNA of Peniophora sp. CBMAI 1063, 279 nucleotides long. NCBI's taxonomy places the organism in Eukaryota, Fungi, Basidiomycota, Agaricomycetes, Russulales, Peniophoraceae. The record is from the annotation of a GenBank genome assembly.